UUUAUUAAAGGUGUUGCUCUACAACGGCGACCGCAGUUCAAUUCCGACGAGCACGCCAAAACGACGCGCCAUUCGAAUUCGCCGCGCGAAGUGUUCGUAAUUCGAAAUACAAAACUUUUUUUUUACCGAAACAUUUAAUACAAUGGGAAGAUAAUUUCCUUUAGCAUCUGUGGAAAAGACUUUUUUAUAUUUUGUAAAAGUAAAUUUGCAUUUUCUUACAUUUUGGUCUCCUCGGCUGUGCAUACGAAGUUAUGGAAAACAUAACGAGAUUACUUUUCCUGUUUGCGGCACUGAGUGCUGCGGCCGCGUACUGGCGGCCCGGGCUGGAGAACCAACCCUACUGCGCUAUAGACAACAGAUGCUGCAAAAACAGAGAAGAUGAUUGCUCACAUAGAAUACUUGACACGAUCUGCUACUGCGACGAGUUCUGCAACCGUUCGCGGACGCACGACGACUGCUGCCCCGACUACGAGGAGGUGUGCCUCGGCAUAGUGCCUCCGCCGCCGCUCACGAGGCAGCCCUGCAGACACCACAACGACUUCUACGAGAUCGGCGACAAGAGACAGGACAACUGCAACACAUGCCAAUGCAUCGCAGACGAGAACAAUCCAAACGGGGGUAGAUGGAGUUGCGAGAAGGACGAGUGUCUCAUGAGCGACGAGGUGGUGAACGGAGUCAGCAGGGCAGGCCUGGGCUGGAGGGCCAGGAACUACACACAGUUCUACGGCAAGAAACUUCAGGAUGGCAUCAAGUUUAAACUUGGAACACUCCCACUCACUGCGGAGACUCAGCGCAUGGUGCCCAUCCGCUACGAGAAGGACAUCGCGUACCCCAACAACUUCGACUCCAGGACACGCUGGCCGCAGUUCAUCUCCCCCAUCGUCGACCAAGGCUGGUGCGGCUCCGACUGGGCCGUCUCCAUCGCUUCCAUUGCUUCUGAUAGAUUCGCAAUUCAAUCGAAUGGCGCCGAGAGGAUGAUCCUCAGCCCGCAGAGCCUGCUCUCCUGCAACCGCCGCCAACAGAAAGGCUGCGAGGGUGGCCACAUCGACGUUGCAUGGAACUUCGCUAGGAAUGAGGGCUUACUCGACGAGGAAUGCUUCCCUUACACGGCGAACGUGACAAGAUGUCCCUUCAAGCCCAGAGGGUCCCUCAUCCAAGACGGCUGCAGGCCGGCCGUGCGCAGGCGCACCUCGCGGUACAAGGUGGGACCGCCCGGCAGGCUCGACAAGGAACAGGACAUCAUGUUCGACAUCAUGGAAUCCGGCCCUGUGCAAGCUGUGAUGACCGUGUACCAGGACUUCUUCCACUACCAGGACGGCAUCUACCGCCGCAGCCCGUACGGCAACAACCGCUACCAGGGACUCCACAGCGUCCGCAUUGUGGGCUGGGGAGAGGAUUACCAGGGGAAAUAUUGGAUCGUAGCCAACAGCUGGGGCCGGGAGUGGGGUGAGAACGGCUACUUCAGGAUCGCGCGGGGCGACAACGAGUCCGGCAUCGAGUCCUUCAUCGUCACCGUCCUCGCCGACGUCACCGAGGCGCAGAGGAAAUAACACAGGAGCCACCUGAUCACGCCCCUGUGCGUCACCACGAAGGUGGUGCGCACCAGGAACGGCGUGAUCCUUCUCAACACCACGAGAAACUUCGGUUAAUCUGUGAUCAGCUUUUAAUCGAUCAAAUCCGAUGUAUUUUUUAGGUUACUGCCGUAUGCUCUAUCUGUGGUUAUACACCGUGCAACUGUAAGAUCACUUGACAAAAAAGUUCGGCCUUUAGUAGUCACUUUGGUGGGCCAAAAUCUCCUUACUCUACCAAAGUGACUUACAAUAGUGGCUUUAUUUUUCACAUGCCCUGAUUGCCUCUCCAGUUUAGCCAAACGAUUUUAAAGAUGUACGCCACCUAUACCUUGAUUCACUUCCCCUGUACGACUCCAAGUGUAAAGAAUAUUAAUUGUAAUCAUUAACCAAAUGGGUUUUUUCCAAAUUUCCGGAAUCUCACCAUGGAAAUUUCGAUGAAACGCGUAUUUUUUUACCUGAAAAUCGCAAUGCCUAUUUGCUUAAGUAUUGACAAUAGUUGUGUGAAGGUCGGAGGAAUGCGUGAUACGUGUAACAUGACGGAUUUUAUAUCA
Aricia agestis (brown argus) is the source of this 2122-nucleotide messenger RNA. It is a transcript of the gene Swim, whose product is annotated as tubulointerstitial nephritis antigen-like. Bases 252 to 1550 code for a protein of 432 amino acids. The record is from RefSeq and is a predicted model, not a curated record. Lineage: Eukaryota; Metazoa; Arthropoda; Insecta; Lepidoptera; Lycaenidae. Gene Ontology annotation, molecular function: cysteine-type peptidase activity. The transcript has 9 exons. Gene Ontology annotation, biological process: proteolysis. Gene Ontology annotation, cellular component: lysosome.